Messenger RNA from Mycena citricolor, 568 nucleotides. NCBI's taxonomy places the organism in Eukaryota, Fungi, Basidiomycota, Agaricomycetes, Agaricales, Mycenaceae. The record is from the annotation of a GenBank genome assembly.
CGUGAUAAAAAGCGAUCCGUGAUCUAACCAAUCCAAUGGCCACGCGUCGUACUACCCUGUGUUGGAAGUGCGCAUAUGUCCAAGGCGUAGUGUGUUCAUGGAGAGUUUCUUGCCCGCCUCGCGCUGUUCUUGGAUGAUGGAGGGCCUGGGUGAAAACGGUCGGCUGUUGUUUGUUUUCAGCCCCAUCAAUAUGUACGCCCCAAUAGGUAGCAUCGCUCGAAAGAUCUGUGUGCUGAUUGUACAAGAGAUAUCACCACCUUCAUGAAACAGCCAACUGGGGUGUCAUACGUGAGAGUCCCUCAGAACCGUGGGGAGUGUUCAGCAGCAAAUGCUGUUCGAUUCAGUCGUCCGUGGAUUUUCGCGGCCGGUGCGGUGUUCACAGGAAUAAGUCUACACGCAAGACAUUCGGAGGGUUGGAACGACAAAAGCAGUCUAACCGCCUUGAAAGAAUCCGCCCAGUGUCGGAAAAGAUUUGCUCUGCAGAAUCGUAGAACGAUGCACUAGAGGUGAUGGCAUCGACAGCAGUUUUGGGCCAGGAGAUUCAACCCGCUCGACCACUAUACCGGAG